Messenger RNA from Salvia splendens (bonfire salvia), 1802 nucleotides. RefSeq lists its product as uncharacterized. The transcript is spliced from 2 exons. The record is from RefSeq and is a predicted model, not a curated record. Lineage: Eukaryota; Viridiplantae; Streptophyta; Magnoliopsida; Lamiales; Lamiaceae. The coding region runs from base 649 to 1380 and encodes 243 amino acids.
GUGAUCACUCGCCCACAAUAUUCAAUUGCAUCACUGAAGAGGAAAAAUAUUCAGACUAAUAUUCCGGCAUUGUCCUUGUUUACCAGCAUGCCGCUUCUUGUUGACUCAUUUAACACAGCUUGGUUGGUAUUUCCGAGUUAAUCUCUUUUUUUUUUGUUCUAAUUGAAUAUACCUUCUGCAUAGGUCUGAUUAAUUGCUAACUUUUUAAGUUGCUAACUCUGCUGACUCGUGACGUCAACGAAAGUGACGAUAACAUUGAAAUGUCAAUACACAACUUUCAACAUACUGUGUUGACAUUUUUAAUACACUACAUUGAUGAGUUAGCAGAGUUAGCAACUUAAAAGGUUAGCAAUAUAAUGCCCAAUAGUUAGUUUGUUUAAUAAUUCCAUAUUGAAAUGGCAAAUAUAACUCAUUUUGGGGCUACCAUAGUAGACUCAUUUUCAAACAUCUCUAGCAGGUAAAAUGUCCCUACUAGACAUUUUUACAUUGUUAAGUUAUGUUGUUGGUGUAUAUAUCAUGCAAACAGAAUCAUAAAUAUUUAAACCAUGUUCAUUUUUUCUAUGUAAUGGACCACAUUUAACCUUAAUUAUACAUUUCACCCUAAUUCUACCAUGAAAGUACAUAUAUAUUCGAAGUCUGUGUGUAGGUAUGGAGGGUGAUAGGCAUUUCAGCCAUCCUCAUCCAUUGACUAACUUCCAAGAUGAUAAGGAGACGGAUGAGAGUGAUAAUUAUCAUUCUUGCAAAAUUUGCGGAUUGCCAAUUCUAUCCGCUCCCUCCUACACUUGCACCAUUGUUUCUUGUCAUUCUUUUCUGCAUGAAUCAUGUGCCCAAAAAUUCAGCCACACAUACACCCAUCCCAAUCAUACUACACCAUUGGAUGAUUCUACUAAGCACAUGCUUUGUCUCCGAGCAGGAAUUAGUCACCAUUUCACUUACAAAUGUGAGGGGAUUGCGAUUUCGAUAUGCAUCCUUUGGCUGCAGCUGCAAUGCUUGGUGCAGAGAUCAAAACCAAACACAAGAGCCAUCCACCUCACCUCACACAAGAGCUUGCGAUUUUGUCUUUGUGUGAUGCCUGUGGGGAGAAACAUGAAGGUUUCUUCUUCUGGUGCCAACACUGUUAUUUCUGGAUUCAUCAAGACUGCACCAUACUGCCUACUGCUCUCACGCUCCCCUCUCGUCCUCUGCCUCUGCUUCUCGUAUAUUCUAUUCCUGGCCAAUUACCGAUAUGAACAAUGCAUAAUUUGCAACAAAGCCCUGCUUAUUACCAGUAAUGCAAUCUAUCUCUGUCCCCAAACCUUCAUAUUUGUUCAUGUUAGAUGCGGACUCGGGAAAAUUCAAUCCAGUAAGAACAAGGCUAGAGUUGAUCCAACUACCAGAUGACGAGUUGAACACAUUUCCAAGUUUGGAGAUCCGUACAUACUCGCAGAGAAACCAAGCUCAUAGUAUUGGUGAUGAAGACAACGAAGCUUGCAAUUGAGAUUUUUCUGAUAUUUGUGAUAAAUGACCCAAUGAAAUUUGAGAAAAAGCCCCCAGCUUCUGAUAUUUAUAAGAACGACCCCAAUCCUACAAAAAAUAAGUUUUUACCCCUAGUGAAUAUUGCCACAACAUGUUUAGCCCAAUCUAGGGAGGGGGUGAAAGAAAAUGGUUGGAUUUUUUUAUUGUAUGCUACUGACACCAUGACAUAUGAUAAAAAUGAUUUUGUAAAUUUUAAUAAAGUCACUAAAGCCUAUGUUUGAUCUGCGCUUGGGGGAAUUACUGUAGUUGAAGAGGCUGAUACUAUUGAAAUAUCCCCAACUCUGCUU